AUGUUGCCCACAACCGUGUUUGGAGGCGUGGCAUCCAUGCUCUCGGCCACCAGAGCAUCCCCCAUGACCAUAAUAAGAGGGUUCUCCCUGUACGCCAACUUAUGGCAAGAAACGCCCCGCAGAAAGCAAGACAAGUUCUACAAGAUCCUCAAGUACGUCAAGCCCGUGGACACCACCGAAUACAAGGCAGGCCAAGAAAUCACCAAGGGCUUGAGCAUCCCCUCCAAGCAGAAGCAGUAUCCCGACUAUGCAUACGAAACCAUGUUCUUCAAGAGACAGAACCGUGGGUUGUACGGAGGUCUCCAGAGAAAGCGUUCCAAGACCAGCUCGGAGUCCGGAAACAAGAACCUUCGUGUCCACUUGCCAAACAUCCAAAAGGCCAAGUUGUGGUCGGAAACAUUGAACCGUGCCAUCCAGACCAAGGUGCUGACCAAGGUGUUGAAGACCAUCACCAAAGAAGGUGGAUUGGACAACUACUUGACCAAGGACAAGCCAGCCAGAGUCAAGACCAUCGGAUUGAAGGGAUGGAGAUUGCGUUACGAGGUGCUCAAGAAGCGUGAGUUCAAUGAGUUGCCCAAGGUGGAGGAUGCAUCGGGAAACACGCGUCAAGUGUACUACAUCCACUCUGAUGGCAAGCAGAUUACCGUCGGCAAGAACAAGCUCUUGAAGGAGCUCUACCCAUUGGUCGUCAGAGACAGCUACACCCCCGUGUCUGCUAGUGAGUUCAGAAGAAACCACAGCUACUUGACCUCUGGUGAGUUGGUCGACAAGUUGGCCAGCUACAACUACGACUUUUCCGCCAUCACUGUGUGA
Molecule: messenger RNA, 813 nt
Organism: Suhomyces tanzawaensis NRRL Y-17324
Lineage: Eukaryota; Fungi; Ascomycota; Pichiomycetes; Serinales; Debaryomycetaceae
Product: mitochondrial 54S ribosomal protein bL28m
Exons: 1
Coding region: 1-813 (270 amino acids)
Cellular component (GO): mitochondrial large ribosomal subunit
Molecular function (GO): structural constituent of ribosome
Source: RefSeq, a predicted model, not a curated record